Prorocentrum cordatum is the source of this 816-nucleotide messenger RNA. The record is from the annotation of a GenBank genome assembly. NCBI's taxonomy places the organism in Eukaryota, Dinophyceae, Prorocentrales, Prorocentraceae.
AGGUCGCGGACCAGAUCAAGCACCAUUUCCAGGCGAUCGACGGCCUGUACUCGCGUGUGGACGGCGUCGAACAGGCGCACAGCGAUCUCCUGCAGGCUGUUGACCCGCUCUUGCCGAGGAUUGACGCCCUCGAGAAGCGCCAGGGCGAGCUCGCCGAAGAGACCCAGCAGGUGGUGGGCCCGCUGCUGCCGAGGAUGGACGCCCUGGAGAGGCGCCAGGGCGAGAUCGCCGUGGCGACGAUCAGCUCCCAGCAGGCGACCGCACCGCUCCUGGAGAGGGUAGGCGCUCUGGAGAAGCGCCAGGGCGAGAUCGCCGAAGAGGCCCAGGCGACGGAGCCUCUCUUGCCGAGGAUCGAUGCCCUGGAGAAGCGCCAGGGCGAGAUCGCCGAAGAGGCGAAGCGGUUGGUGGACCCACUCCUGCCGAGGAUCGAUUUCUUGGAGAAGCGCCAGGGCGAGAUCGUCGAAGAGGCCCAGGCGGUGGACCACCUCCUGCCCAGGAUUGACGCCCUCGAGAAGCGCCAGUGCGAGCUCGCCGACGAGGCUAAGCAGUUGGUGGACCCUCUCCUGCCGAGGAUCGAUUCUCUGGAGAGGCGCCAGGGCGAGCUCGCUGAAGAGGUUCAGGCGGCCAACCCGCUCUUGCCGAGGAUUGACGCCCUCGAGAAGCGCCAGGGCGAGCUCGCCGAAGAGACCCAGCAGGUGGUGGGCCCGCUGCUGCCGAGAAUGGACGCCCUGGAGAAGCGCCAGGGCGAGACCGCUGAAGAGGCGGCCAGUGCGCGCGAGGACGCCAGGGGCGAGGCGGAGGCGCUGCGGCAGAGGG